Molecule: messenger RNA, 2010 nt
Organism: Sus scrofa (pig)
Lineage: Eukaryota; Metazoa; Chordata; Mammalia; Artiodactyla; Suidae
Gene: FOXF2
Product: forkhead box F2
Biological process (GO): regulation of transcription by RNA polymerase II; animal organ morphogenesis
Cellular component (GO): nucleus
Molecular function (GO): DNA-binding transcription factor activity, RNA polymerase II-specific; RNA polymerase II cis-regulatory region sequence-specific DNA binding
Source: RefSeq, a predicted model, not a curated record
AUGACCUCCGAGGGCGGGCCGCCGCCGCCCCCGCCGCGCCCGCCGCCGGCCCCGCUCCGCCGCGCGUGCAGCCCGGCCCCCGGCGCGCUGCAGGCCGCCCUGAUGAGCCCGCCGCCCGCCGCCGCCGCCGCGCUGGAGGCCGCCUCGUCCUCGGCGUCCGCGUCGGCAUCCGCCUCCUGCGCCUCGGCCGGCGCGCCCCCGGCCGCCUGCAAGAGCGCGGGCGGCGGCGGCGGCGGCGCGGGCGCGGGCGGCGGGGGCGCCAAGAAGGCGAGCUCGGGGCUGCGGCGGCCCGAGAAGCCGCCCUACUCGUACAUCGCGCUCAUCGUCAUGGCCAUCCAGAGCUCGCCCGCCAAGCGCCUGACGCUCAGCGAGAUCUACCAGUUCCUGCAGGCGCGCUUCCCCUUCUUCCGCGGCGCCUACCAGGGCUGGAAGAACUCCGUGCGCCACAACCUCUCGCUCAACGAGUGCUUCAUCAAGCUGCCCAAGGGCCUGGGGCGGCCGGGCAAGGGCCACUACUGGACCAUCGACCCGGCCAGCGAGUUCAUGUUCGAGGAGGGCUCGUUCCGCCGCCGGCCGCGCGGCUUCAGGCGGAAGUGCCAGGCGCUCAAGCCCAUGUACCACCGCGUGGUGAGCGGCCUGGGCUUCGGGGCCUCGCUGCUGCCGCAGGGCUUCGACUUCCAGGCGCCCCCGUCGGCGCCGCUCGGCUGCCACGCGCAGGGCGGCUACGGCGGCCUCGACAUGAUGCCCGCGGGCUACGACGCGGGCGCCGGCGCCCCGGGCCACGCGCACCCGCACCACCACCACCACCACGUCCCGCACAUGUCGCCCAACCCGGGCUCCACCUACAUGGCCAGCUGCCCUGUGCCCGCCGGGCCCGGGGGCGUGGGCGCGGCGGGCGGCGGCGGCGGCGGGGACUACGGCCCGGACAGCAGCAGCAGCCCCGUGCCCUCGUCGCCGGCCAUGGCGAGCGCCAUCGAGUGCCACUCGCCCUACACGAGCCCCGCGGCGCACUGGAGCUCGCCCGGCGCCUCGCCUUACCUCAAGCAGCCGCCCGCCCUGACGCCGGGCAGCAACCCCGCGGCCUCGGCGGGCCUGCACACCAGCAUGUCCUCGUACUCGCUGGAGCAGAGCUACUUGCACCAGAACGCCCGCGAGGAUCUCCCAGUGGGCCUGCCGCGGUACCAGCACCACCCGGCGCCGGUGUGCGACAGAAAAGACUUCGUCCUCAACUUCAACGGCAUUUCUUCCUUCCACCCCUCCGCCAGCGGGGCCUACUACCACCACCACCACCACCAGAGCGUCUGCCAGGACAUCAAGCCCUGUGUCAUGUGAACGGAGCGAGGGGGCCGCGCCGGGCCCGCCGUCCCCCGGGGGCGCUGACUGAGGUGGGCUCCCUGGGCAGGCGGGCGGCAGCAGCAGUAAGUAGCACACCAGUCACCAGGCCGAGUCCCCGGGCCAGCCUUGUGCACUGAUCUUUGUCUGCUGGUGGCAGAAGGACGGCCCCCCGCCCCCAUACGCGCAGGCUCCCUGCCCCGGGAGAGGAGACAGGAGAGGAGAACUCAGAAACAGGCGUGAAACCCUGAGCUCUUCUCGGCCUUCGGGAACCAGGGUCUGCCGCCCGCAGGGGAGCUGAGUGCGUUUCUUUGUGGAGAAUGCGAGUGCUUUUCUAAGUGGCCGUGCUCAGAACGCCAUCGACGGUGUGGCCUGGUUCUGCGGGAGCGUGGUCUUUUGCCAAACACUGCCUUGGGAUACAGGUGCCAAAGAACACUGUCCAGAAAGUAUUUAGCAACAGCGCGUCUCGUUGGAGAGCGUGGUCCUCAGUAUGGUGACAACACAACGUCUUUGCACGGCCGUCCCCCGCCACCGUAUUUUAAAGAUAGUUUUAUGACCUUCGUGUAUACCCACACUUUGCUUGUAUUUUCAAAGGAGGAUGUGUUUGCACGCACGUAUACUUUUACAGUUUGCCAAACUAUUUUGAUGUAAAAUUUUUUCAAUAAAAUGUACAUAACC